This is a messenger RNA of Letharia lupina, 612 nucleotides long. RefSeq lists its product as uncharacterized. The record is from RefSeq and is a predicted model, not a curated record. Lineage: Eukaryota; Fungi; Ascomycota; Lecanoromycetes; Lecanorales; Parmeliaceae. Bases 1 to 612 code for a protein of 203 amino acids. The transcript is spliced from 2 exons.
AUGCUCGCCACAACAUCCCCUCUCUCCUCCCGCUCCACCACCUACUACGGCCUCAUUCUCGCCACCGACUCAGGAUGCAGUCCAGACCAAACAACUCAAGUCCUCAACGCCAUCAUUGACAUGCGUUCCCCUUGCAACAGCGCCAUCUACACUCUCGAGCCCCCAUCCAACAGUCUCUCCUCCCACUUCUUCGAACCCAGCGACUUCUCCUCCGCGAGUGCCGUUUUCAACGCCGGCCUCUUCGCGACCCGACCUCUGCAAGACCUACCCACAGACGCCUUCCCCAGCCACGACCAAGUCCAACUCUUUUGCGCCAACGACACCGACGCCACCUGCAACUCGCUAUCCCAAGGCGACGACAAAAGCUCCGAAACCACAACAUGGGGCUACAUCGGCGCGAAUCCCGUCGCCGCGCAAAUCUACGCCUGUCCCGCCCUCCUCAACAGCACCCUCCCCCGCGACGCGCCCUCGUGCACCGGGACGCCUGGCCAAGCGACCCUGGGGUGGGCGUUCUUGCGGACGUUUGUGCAACUCAAGACGUUACAGACGGUUGGGAAAUUGGACAGCUCGGAAAUUAUUGCCGAUCAGCACCGGGGUUACGCAGAGUCAUGA